AUCACUGACAGUGCUACAUAAAUUUACAGCGCUCUGUGCCGUCACAAGACAACUGGCCAUGGAGACAAAGACAAUAUUUAUUCUACUAGGACUCAUCUGUAUAAAACAUGGAUUUGCGCAGUCUCAGCAUAUCUGUACUAAUGCAGACAUGUGCACCACUGACUCUCAAUGUGGUAAAGGGCGAGUAUGUAAAGACUACGUAGAUCACAAAUGCUGUGAGGCCAUGGUACACGUCUGUGCCCCUGGUGACGUGUGCACUACUGACUCUCAAUGUGGUAAAGGGCGAAUAUGUAAAGACUAUGUGGACCACAAAUGCUGUGAGACCACACAGCCAAUACACGUCUGUGCCCCAGGUGACGAGUGUACGCCAGAGAGUCCGUGUAGUCAUGGCCGUACCUGUGUGCAUUACGUAGAUCAUUACUGUUGUACGACGACAAAGGCGGCCAAAUGUCCCCAUUCCAAUAUGUGUAGCAGUAACUCAGACUGCGGUGGCCACGGCAAAAGGUGCAAAGGGGGAUGCUGUACAGGUGGUCACGGAGGUCAUAAAUAAAAGAAUUCCUUAUAUGUGACAAUUUUACUGAUUCUAGAUAAAAAUAUCUAAUAAAAUAUUGUCGAAUAAUGACAAA
This is a messenger RNA of Saccostrea echinata, 626 nucleotides long. RefSeq names its product protein psiF-like. The coding region runs from base 59 to 550 and encodes 163 amino acids. The record is from RefSeq and is a predicted model, not a curated record. The transcript has 2 exons. Lineage: Eukaryota; Metazoa; Mollusca; Bivalvia; Ostreida; Ostreidae.